CAGAACGUUUUUCCUUCGAUAACGGAGGAACAUUCCCAACGUUGCUCUGUCCUAUCAAAUGAAGGCAUAUUCGGUUGGCUGUGAGCGAUAGCGGACGAAUAAAGAACACUCUUGCCAGCUAGAUAAAAUCUGCUCCCGAAAAGCUGUACAUCCGUGGACACACUACAGACAAGAGCAAGAAAACAAUGUCGGACUCGGCAUCAGAUGAAUUCCCCUACAGUAUCUUGAAAGAGAGGACAUUGGAACAACUGGCAAAAGGAGAAAGGCCAGGAACGUUCUACGUUAGCACCGUAACCACUCCCCCCACCAACAGCCAGCCAAAAGGGAAGGAAGUCGCCCUUACUCUCAUGCCCAGCGAUACGACCGCUGCCGCAAAUGGAUUGGAAGACGAGUCGAAGCUAAAUAUUGAGGAGCCAGGUGCCGUGACCGGCUGUGAGGAGCCAAGAUGCGAGAUCAUCAUCCACACGUCGCAGGAGGACGACCUCAAGACGCUGUAUGCUACCGACUACUUCACGUUUGCGCUCUUCGUCUUCCUCUGCUGCUUCCUCCCUUUUGGCGUCGCGGGACUCGUCAAAAAUCACCAGUCGCGAGUGAAGGCGGUCGAAGGAGACUACGACGGGGCCGUGAAAGCGGCCAAGGAAGCCUUGAGGUACGCCACGGCCGGUUGCAUCAUUGGUACCGUCUGCUACCUGGGAUUCGCUGCCUUCGGUUUGGCGGUAAUGAUCAUGUCAGUGACGGGUGAUGUGUAUUAGCUUGGGAAAUUGCACUGUGCUCUGGCUUGAUAUAUCAAUUUGUACACUGUCACUGCUUUGCAAAUAAAAGAAAAUCGCCUCAUGUUUUCUAAGUGAAAAGACCUGAAAAUGAUCAAUUUUGUUUCAUCACCACAAGUCCAAAAUCAAUGGGACGUUGCUCUCAGUAGCUGAUAAACAGCUGGUACCCCUAUAAUAUAUGUUAAUAUAUGUUAAUCUAUUAAUAUAUGAAUCAGUACACAUAAUCUCUAUUCUUUUACUAAGGGGUUGGAAGAUGCGCCUUAUACUUAAAUAAAUUUUAGUGCAAAUAUUUAUCUUCACGAUAUCCUUAAAACAAUGAUAAUUUCGCAAUUUAGGAAUGCAUUAAUUAACCCUAACAGUCCCGAAUCCUUCACCUGUCGGAGGACUGAGGAUUGUUAGGGUCAAUAAUUACAUCGAUCUGGAUAUCUUCCACCGAUGAUACUUUAUGCAUUGUAAAAAAACACACAAAAUACAAGAUCGAAAUUGCGACCAUUUGCAACUACAACCGAAAGCGCACCGAUGAAAUUCUUCAAUAACAAAAGCAGAUAACCUAGGCCUACUGAUACUUAGGAUUGAAUUAAUGAUCUGCAAUUUGACUACAAUGGUAAACUGGAAACAAGGUUUUCGGACAGACAAACUUCUUGGUAUGUUGUAACUAUUAUGUACCUAUUCUUAUCUCGUUGCCUUGAUGGAUUCUCGGAUACUUUGCAAUAAUAUGAGCAACAUAUUCUUGUAAAACCGACAUAAUUAUGUGUCCUCUUUAAGAAAAGACGGGGUAAUUUGAAAGUGCAUAAGAUUUACGUGCGUUUAAAUUGACCUUUGUACCUCUAGGUCCAUAUGUGCGUUUCAUUAACUUGCAUACUCACAGUGAGUGUACAGGUAUACAUCUGCGUCGCUUAUUAAUUAAUUUAUCUUCAACUCCUGUUACCGCUGUCCUUGUUUCCUUAACUACAAUCCAAUUUCUAAUCUGCAUCAAAAUACUGAAGAAUAAACAGUUAGAUAUAAUGAUAAA
Acanthaster planci (crown-of-thorns starfish) is the source of this 1782-nucleotide messenger RNA. RefSeq lists its product as uncharacterized. NCBI's taxonomy places the organism in Eukaryota, Metazoa, Echinodermata, Asteroidea, Valvatida, Acanthasteridae. Gene Ontology annotation, cellular component: membrane. The record is from RefSeq and is a predicted model, not a curated record.